AAUAUCUUGUCUCGAGCGCAAGCGCGAUCACUUCAUGUUCUCUUCUCCUACAAGCUGAUCUGCUCUGCCCAGAGAGAGUCGUCCAAUUCUUUAAAUCCUAAAUGGCACCAAUGUCUCCAGAAUUGCCUCCGCAGGAGGCUUCCUGUUCCUCCCGAGCAGUUUCCCCAGAGACGUUAUCGCAGCGACAAGCCAGUUCGCGAUCGGUCUCCCCCGAGCUGGCCUCCUCCUCCCUCCCCAUCUCCCAGCUGCCCGAGUCUGUCAAACAAUUCUUCAUGUCUGUACCGACAGACGGCUUUCCUACCCCGAAGAAACAAAAGUCUCAACCGUGGAAGAAAGUCUGGAAGGGCCCCCAAGAGCCAACGGAUGACGGAAAGCUACUUGUUGCUUGCCCCUCGAUAUGUACAUAUGGAAGUAAUAACCUUGGUGGACUGUGACCCGGCGGAUUUAUUCGAGAGCCUAAUGUGAUACGAGCGUUUUCUUUCUUUCCACAUGUCUCGUGAGGAUGAUUUGUCAAUGCGCGAGGUACAUUAAAUUCAGAGAAUUGCCAAUGAGGCCCUACAAUUCAAGCGCUUUGCUGCAACCCCG
Hyaloscypha bicolor E is the source of this 585-nucleotide messenger RNA. RefSeq lists its product as uncharacterized. Bases 102 to 434 code for a protein of 110 amino acids. The transcript has 3 exons. The record is from RefSeq and is a predicted model, not a curated record. Lineage: Eukaryota; Fungi; Ascomycota; Leotiomycetes; Helotiales; Hyaloscyphaceae.